Xiphophorus couchianus (Monterrey platyfish) is the source of this 5555-nucleotide messenger RNA. RefSeq names its product RNA polymerase II elongation factor ELL. Bases 26 to 1834 code for a protein of 602 amino acids. NCBI's taxonomy places the organism in Eukaryota, Metazoa, Chordata, Actinopteri, Cyprinodontiformes, Poeciliidae. Gene Ontology annotation, biological process: snRNA transcription by RNA polymerase II; positive regulation of transcription elongation by RNA polymerase II; transcription elongation by RNA polymerase II. Gene Ontology annotation, cellular component: transcription elongation factor complex. Gene Ontology annotation, molecular function: cis-regulatory region sequence-specific DNA binding. The record is from RefSeq and is a predicted model, not a curated record. The transcript is spliced from 12 exons.
UCACCAAUGGGCUUCAGUUGUAGAAAUGGCAGCGCUGAGACAGGAGCAUCGGUAUGGGCUCUCCUGUGGAAAAAUUAACAAAAACAACCCGAGUCAAAGUCUUUACCACGUCAAACUCACUGACACGGCCAUCCGGACCCUGGAAGCCUUCCAGAACCUGAAGGCUUCACUAUCAAACCAGCCAGUAAUUUGCUUCAAGGGAAGCCAGGGGUACAUAAAGAUCCCAGCACCGACCACUGAAUCUCCAGAUGGAUUCAGAGUCUUCUCAUUUUACCUUUCCAGUGACAGCAAAGACAAGCCUCAGUCCAGCUUUGACUGCAUUCACCAGUUUAUCUCAGGGGAGGGCAGGGAUCACUUGGAAAGUCAGGGGAGCAUUCAAGACAAGAUCACUGUUUGUGCCACAGACGACUCUUACCAGACCACACGCGAGCGCAUGUCACAGGUGGAGAAGGACAUCUGGAGCCGCACAGCGAUUGAGAUCAAGCCAGGACCAAGUAAGUGUGUGAAGGUGCAAAGGAAGCAGGGCCUGGUCUCCAGCUCUGACAGCAGUAACAAGCACUCCCCCAGCAACAAGAGGCCCCUGCUCCCCAGCCCGGUGGCACAUCGGCCCUUAAGGGAUCGCAUCAUUCAUCUCCUGGCCCUAAAGCCCUACAAGAAGCCUGAUAUGCUCCUAUGGCUAGAGAGGGAGAGGGCCAGCCCAAAGGACAAGGCUGAUCUGACCUCUGUACUAGAGGAGGUUGGUAAGCUGAAUCCUAAGGAUAGCAGCUACUCUCUAAAGGAUGAACUUUACAAACUUGUCCAAAGAGACUGGCCUGGAUAUCUGGAAGAGGAAAAGCAACUUAUCCACAGGCUUCUCAUCAGGAAACUUCAGCCACUGCACAAUAACCAAUCAAGGAGUCCCCAGUCCAACCAUUUGUUGCACAAAGGUCUUGGGGAUUCUCCCUCACGGCUCAGUCCUGCCAAAAACCUCUCAGUGAAACGGUCACUGGUUUUGGACGCUUCCAACAUCCAAACCCCCAAAAAACAAAGGCUGUCGGAACAUUGUCUCCCCCUGCAGUCGCCCUCUCAUGCAGACUGUGGCACCAAUGGGGCUCGUAACUCCUCCAGUCACGGAAACGCUUGUGCGGCGACAAAAACAGAGUUUGACAUAACCAAUAAUCAUCCUCAGGGAAACCCAGUUGGUUUGUAUUCGCCACACAAGCUCAGCAUGCCGUGUGCUAUUUCCAAACUAGACAAGACGGAACCGGCUCCCACUUUACCCAGUCCCAAGCCUCGACACAAUGGCACCUCUAUAUGCACUGCACAGCAGCUCGCCAAUGGCCAGCACAAAAAGAAAAGGUCCAAGAAACACAAAGACAAGGAGCGAGAUCGCUUAAAGCCAGACUGGAUUGAGACUAGUCCAGACCUGAAGCAGAACCAAGAAAAUGUUAAAGCUACAGACCACGAACGAGACAAAACACCUGUUAACCGAGCCGCAACUGAAGAACUGCCCGACUAUUUCAUAAAAUACAGCACUGUAACAACACUGGAGCAGCGGCAACAGUACCACGAUGACUUUUGUGCCGAGUACGAUGAAUAUAGAGCUCUUCAUGACAGAAUUGGGGCCAUCACGGAGAUGUUUGUUCAGUUGGGCUCAAAGAUCAACACUCUCACACCGGGAACACAGGAAUAUAAGCUCAUGGAGGACCAAAUACUACAAAAAUAUCGAAAAUAUAAGAAAAAGUUUCCUGGAUACCGGGAAGAAAAGAAACGGUGCGAGUACCUCCACAAAAAACUGUCGCAUAUCAAAGGCCUGAUCGCAGAAUAUGACCGAACACAGGGAUUAGUUUCCUAGUGACUGCACACUACCCACACCGGGUUGCAACAAAAGUGGACCAAAAGACUCAAGGUGGACCUAAAGACUGCCCAGCCAGGUCCCAGGGAUGCUGAGACACUUUAAUUUCCUCCACAGUGUCAAUGGAAUGGAGGGUGUAAGGUGCUCUGUCAAAAGUGGGCCUGGACCGCCUACUCGUGAUCAUAUGUUACCCUUUAAAGCUCUGUUUUUUCAGCUCUAUUUAUGGCUGGAAGAGCUGGUUUCAGUUCUGCUGUAAAACACGACAAGUAAAAAGGAGAGGCCAACAGAUGUGAUCCUCCUUACCUAACUACAUAAUUUGUAAUUAUAUUUUUAAACUGGUUGAAACUUUAAAGUGUCGACUUGUAAGUAAUUAAGUGAUGGUACAAUCAAACUUAGGGGUAUAAAAAAAAUUCCACCGAAGUGUUUAUAUUUAAAUACAAAAACUGUUUGUGGAUUUGAAGAUAGAAAAUAUAUUUAGGAUUAUGAAUGAUUAAUUUAGUACAAUAAUAAGAAACAUGCUGGCAGCAAUUACAUCGUGCUAGUUAUAAGUGCACUCUAAGGCUUUUUAAAUUAGAUUAAAAAUGGCAAAUUAAUCAUUUGUAGAACUUAGCUUGAUUAAAAUUUGUCAUUCAUCCAAAAACCUGCAGAACUGAGACCUGAUCUAAUAUUGAUCACUAAAGUAGGAUAUAUGGAGUCGCUGCAGAGACAAGGGUUGAAACGUGUGUCUAUGAACUACAAUCAAAAUGAAUUUUAUGCCUGCUAAUGUUCUGUCUCAUUUCUCCGAAAUGCCAAAAAAUACUCACAGUGGGGAAUUAUUGAAAACGUCAAAUUUGUCUUAGUCACUGAGGACGCUUUUGCCAUGAAAUUCGCCUGGAGGUCAGUAAUGACCCAAGUAACCCACACAUACAAAGAAUGGAGCACAAAUAAAUCCUUAAAUUAUAUGUAAUAAAGCAGAAUAGCACUUGUUAUAUGAAGUCUGGUAAUCUCAGUAUACAAAAAAAAAUGUCCCACAUAAUGAUUUUAUCACCUUGGAACUUCACUGUUUGUUUGUUGUUUUUAAAGUGAUUCCAGUGCAAUUUCUCCUCCAAACAUGGUGUGUCUAAUGACAUUCAAAGAGUGAAGCUUUGGUCUCAUCUCCCCUGAAUUCUCCUUGUGUUGUGUUUGGUCCGUCCAAAUGUACUGCUGCAAGUUUAAAAGGUCUUAGAUGUGCUUUUUUCAGCAGUGGAGUUUUGUGUAGUAAUUCUUACAGAAGUCAUGGCAGAUAUGUGUAUUACUUACCGUUUUCAUGGAAAACUGUUCCUGCUAGUUGCAGGUGUCUCUAAUGCUCAUUGACUACUUUAUGGCCCUUGGACAAUUAUCCUGAUUGUUGACUUCUUCUUAGUAAUCUUAAAAAGAGCACCUGGGUAUGGUUGGCUUAUGGUUAAAUGUUCUUCCUGCUUCUAGAUUAUGGCCUACAUUUUAGCAGCCAAUGUCAGGACUAUGCUGUUAGUGAUAUUCAUUUCCACUGAAAGACCAGUAUUUUUCUCUGCUUUUCAUGCAUUUAUUAACUUAAUUUUCUUCAAGUGAUAUUUUCAAUGUCAUUCCAUUUCACAUAACUUAUUCAGGGACUUGCAUAAUUCAUUUCUUUGUAUGUGUGGGUCACUUGGGUGGAUACGAACAUAUGGUGUAACUCAUGGUUCAUGUCAAAAAGCAGAUUAAAACUAUGUUGUUGAAAAUCACAUUGGUUCCACAAUAAUAGUUCCACUGUAUAUUUGCUGGAUUUCACAUAGUACUGUGCACUUUUAGAGUCAGUUUCACAAAUGUAGCCUACAGUGCCAUGAAUUGCCUUUCAAUAUGAAAUGAUCAACAUACUCAUCUCUCAAGUCUUCUGACCAUAGCUUUACUUCCAUAGAAAUAAUGCUGUUCACACUGUAGAUGGAUGAUCAUUUUAUUGUGUAAUUUUACUGCUGUUAAGGCCCUGAAUUAAGUUUAAUAGAAGGUUUGGCUAAAAACAAUGCAUUGCUACCUUCUAUGAGCGUUACAUUGAGGAGUUAUUCAGAGAAAUGUGACUAAAGUGUGUAAUUUAAGGAGUCGCAAGAGAUUGGUCCUGUGGGGUUUUUUUAUGCCCAAAUUGCUUGGUUUAAGUUUGUAGAGUAGUGAGAACACAAAAGGGAUCCACAUCAAGAUUUCAGACACUCUGAUAUAUAUCAAUGUGCAUCUGAUCGGUCACAACCUGUGCUUUUAAUUUUACCGGAACAAGCUCUGGUUCUGGUGUAGAAAUUUGAAUAUUUGUAGUUUUCUCUAAGCAUUUGCAUCAUAGUAGCAGUACUCACAUCUAUUGUCUUAAAAGUGACUUAUAAUGGAUGAAUGAAGUUAACGCUUGCCUUGACAUGCACUGUAUGUCAGACAUUUCCAACUUUCCUAGUUGCCCACGUUCCAAAAUGCUCCUGGUUUAUCCUGCAAAAAUCAGUGUUCUCAGAUCAUUUCUAUAAAAGGAUUUUAGUCCAAUUGUAAUUUUGGUUACUGGUUAAAUGUUGUGCUGAAGUUGUCUGUUUUAUUUCUGUCUGUGCCAUGUACUUAUGUCUUAAUUUUUUUUUUCCCAUCAUUUGUUGUCUUCUUGUCUGUGCGAUAAUCACAAACUGUACAGGAGUUUCUACUACCAUCCAGUUCUGUCAGAGAUUCAAAAACAUCGAAUACCUGCAGGAAUCUAUGUAAUUUGCUUCUGAUGAUUUCUUUGUGCAGCAGCUCUAUUGCCAAAAGUUUAGUGGCCAAAUGGUUUUUUUGGUUUUUUUCUGCAAUCAAAUAGACAUUUUUAAAUGCGGUACUCUGAUACGUUUGAAGGAUUUGAGUAACAAUAGUUAUUCUGUUUGAGCACAUAUGAAAUAAAAAAAACAAAAAGUAUUGGCACUGAUGACUGGAGGAAAAACUGUAAUCCCAUAAAGUAUAAACCAGCUUCAAAUACUAAAAAUCAUAAAAAAAUAAACAAGUAUAUAACAAAAUGCAUAAGCACAACUUAAGUGCAUAUCCAAAAUUUAUUGGGAUUUUGCAGUAUUCUACUAAAAAGUUGAAAUUUGAACAUGGUUAGAGCAAUAAUGAGACUCUUCAAAGCAUAGUUUGCUGAAAGCAAUACAUUUUAAAACCAUUUUCUUUCAGAAGCUUACAAAUAUGUACCUCUAACAUAGUACAAGUAAUAUUACACGAGGGAAAAAAAAACUCAUAACCUGUGACAUGUGUACCAUUUGUGAAAAAAAAACCCUACGUACCUUUUUCUUAUUUACCUGUUGCAGGAGCUAACUACUGAAGGUGCCUUUUCACUCAGAGAGCAGGUAGAUUCAUCACACAGUUAUUGUCCUAUGAGGGAAAAGAAAAACUGCCAGCGGUAAUUACAAAUCUUUAGCUUGACACUGUUGCCACUUUUUAAAAGUGCUUUGUUCUAUUUUUACAUAAUCUAAAAAGAUGCCUCUUUAAAUGCACAUACAGGCAUAUUUAAUAAAUUAGAUCAAAGUUUUCCAGUAAUAGAGACUUGGUCUUAUAGGAUUGAAGACCUAUUAGGAUAUCAACUCAAAGCCACGUCUGUUUAAAAGUGCUUUGAAGCAACUGUCUAAGUUUCAGUUUAAUUUCAUCUUCCAACUUGGCAAACUAUUUCCACAUUUUUCCAUUGAGGUGUGAUUUAAUAGAUUACUGGUACAGGAAACAAUAACACACCAGUGGAAAUGUGAAAUAAAAUCUUUUGUCAACUAUA